Aricia agestis (brown argus) is the source of this 1662-nucleotide messenger RNA. RefSeq names its product zinc finger protein 664-like. Bases 91 to 1581 code for a protein of 496 amino acids. Gene Ontology annotation, molecular function: DNA-binding transcription factor activity, RNA polymerase II-specific; RNA polymerase II cis-regulatory region sequence-specific DNA binding. The record is from RefSeq and is a predicted model, not a curated record. Gene Ontology annotation, cellular component: nucleus. Lineage: Eukaryota; Metazoa; Arthropoda; Insecta; Lepidoptera; Lycaenidae. The transcript is spliced from 8 exons. Gene Ontology annotation, biological process: regulation of transcription by RNA polymerase II.
UGAUUGCUCGCUAAGCGUUUUUAUCACAGUUUUUAAUUUUUAUUGUUGUGAUUGGAAAUUAUUAUCAAAAAUUGAUAUUAUUACAGUGAAAUGGAUGUAAAUAUUAUAAAGAAAUUUACGUGUCGAGUUUGCCUCGAAAGAAAAUUGGAUGAAAUAGCUGUAUCGUUAGCGGGAAAUGAAGCUAUGUUAACAUUAUAUCAAUAUUGUACGGAUAUUGUUGUUGACAUGACUAUUCCACCUCUAAGAGUGUACAACGAGUGUGUAGAAAAAAUGGAGAACUUUGCGAAAUUUAAACUAAAGUGUAUAAAAUCUGAAAUUUAUUGGAAGAAUGCUAUUAACAAAAGUGUAUACAAUGAAGACAAGUCUGACAGAGACACUGCGGAAACAGACUUAGUUCACAUUACUAUAAAGGAGGAGGGCAAUGAAAAUGAUUAUCCUGAAUGUGAAUCUUCACUGCUACAUAAUAGUACAAAGCAAAUAGAAAGUUCCAGAAGUGAAAUAACAUUGGAUCAUAAACAAAAAUCACAUGAAUGUACCACUUGCAAGCGAAAAUUUAAAUAUUCUAAAUGUUUCAUUAAUCACAAAUGCUUAAAUAAAAAGUUGGGUAGCAAUGAGACAAAUAUUGAUAUUCAAGAAAAUAAGAAAGGAGACCAAAUAAUAAAGGUCGCACCCAGUCCAAUACUACAAGAUACAACUAAGAAAGAAGUAGAAAACACUUGUGGGUUGUGCGACUUAUGUUUUAAUAAUAAGGUAGAACUAAGGGACCAUCUCAACAAGCACUCUGAAAAUAAUUUAUUCAAAUGUGAAAUAUGUGGAUAUAAUGGACCAGACGCCGCUAAAAUGAUUUCUCACAGGUUUACUCACAUCAGCCAGCACGUUUGGUGUCACAUAUGCAAUCGGCGUAUGAAAUCUGCCAAGAUGCUGGAGUACCACUAUAGAUCGGUGCACCUGCAGAAACCUGGCCAGUGUCCGUACUGCGGUAGAGACUGCAAGAACUACCAUAGCUGGCGAAAACAUGACAGGCUGCAUACCGUGAAGAAGAUGUUUGUUUGUGAUCUUUGUGAUAGAAGAUUUUUAUACAAAAACCAAAUUGUGGCUCACAUGAUCGACCAUUCGGAUGUAAGGGAGUACAUCUGCGAGGCUUGUGGGAAGGGGUUCAAACGUCCGGCCACCUUACGAAUGCACAUGGAAAGCGUCCACAAGCCAAACAAGCCGGUAACUUGCGACCAUUGCAACAGAAGGUUCAAGAACGAAAACAAAUUAAGUUUGCAUUUAAAGAGAUUGCACGACGAAAAACCUUACCAAUGUCCGAUUUGCUUAAAAAGGUAUCGCUUAGAGUGCUACCUGAGGUAUCACAUGUUCUGGCAUACGGGAGAGAAGCCGCAUGUAUGCGAAAUAUGCGGCUUGAAGUAUAAACAGAGGGCGCAUUUGAACGUGCAUAUGCGGAAACAUACAGGCGAGCGACCGCAUAAGUGCAAUAUAUGCGGGAAAGAGUUUGCGACGCCUCAGCAAGCGAAAAGGCAUACAAACGUCCACAGUAGCCUUCCGCAGCAUAUGAGUAAGGGAGAGAGCAAGAGGUAACAGUCAACAGAGUUUAAAAGUGACAGAAGUAUGACGCUGAUUUGACCAGUGUAGAAUAGUCAGGAGAAGCUAUGUCCACAC